AUGGCCUGCCAGGCGGGAAGCACCAUGGAGGUGGCUGCAUGCAAUUUGAAGAGCUGCUGGACCAUGAGCGAGGUUUGCGCCUGGUCAGACUGGAGCUCCUACGGUGCUUGCAGCAGGAGCUGCGACAGCGGGCAGCAGACGAGGAUGCGACGGAAGUCUUGGCAUGCUCCCGACGUGAAGGAUCAUGAGAUUGCCAGACGUUUGUCCUCACGGCCCAGCCAGUGCUUAGGACGACAGAAAGAGAUCAGGGCUUGUGGCUUGACACCCUGCAGCAUGGCCUCGGCACCUGUCAAUUGCCAGUGGGAGCAGUGGAAUCACUGGGGCGAUUGCUCCUGUUCUGGACUUCAGAGUCGACAGAGGAGUGUGGCCAUCAAGGCGUUCAGGGGCGGAGUGCCUUGUGUCGGUGCGUUGGAAGACAGCCGAAGUUGCUAUCCUUCGUUGAGUUGUACAUCCUUGGACAUCAAUUGCACGUUUGGCGGUUGGACUUCUUGGAGUGCCUGCAGUGUGACUUGUGGUAGCGGCCAGAGCUUUCACACCCGCACGGUCAUCACCCACGCCCAGGCAGCGGGCAAGCGCUGUGAUGGAGGCUUGGAAGAGGUCCAGUCUUGUCAUUUGGAGCCUUGUGGAGCUGCUCAAGAUUGCGUCUACACGGAGUGGAGCAGCUGGUCAGCUUGCAGUCGCCAGUGCGGUGGCGGGCAGCAUGAACGCUCUCGCGUGGUGGCACGCCCUGCGCUUGAGGGAGGCGCUGCAUGUCCAGAGGCAGACCUCGCCGAGACAGGGCUUUGCAACCCUCAAGAUUGCAUUGAAGAUGCAUGGGGCAAGAUCGAUUGCACCUGGAGCGAGUGGUCCUCAUGGGCCGAUUGCUCGGCCAGCUGCGGCCAAGGGCAGGCCAGACGGACUCGCAUCAUCGUGCAGGAGGCUGCACAUGGUGGUGAGCUGUGCAAAGGCUUUUAUCAGGAGUUCCAUCAAUGUGCAGGUCGGCCCUGUUUGGUGAGGGACUGUAGCUUCAGUGUUUGGAGCAGCUGGAGCGAUUGCUCCGACCAGUGUACUGGCCAUCGGCAGCGCACCCGUAGCAUCGAGUUCCCAGCGGUUGGAGGCGGAGAGGCGUGCCGAGGCUCCACCAGGGAGCUCAAGCCCUGCGGCUCUUCCCAUGACGUGUUCUGCCUCAGCGGCGGCCAAGCGGUGGACUGCCUCAUGACACCAUGGUCCUCCUGGUCCGCUUGUUCUCGUGAAUGCGGCGAUGGGCAACAUCUCUCAAGCCGACAGGUGGUGCGCUUCGCGCAGGAUGCUGGCCGGCCCUGCGAGGGAGCUUUGAGACGCGUGGAGGUUUGCAACCAAAUCUUCUGCCCAGGUGAUGAGCCAGUCGACUGCAAGCUGGGAGAGUGGGACUUCUGGUUGCCUUGCAGCCAAUCCUGUGGUGGGGGCGAGCGCUCCAGGAGUAGGAUGGUGACGCGUGAACCGCGAAACGGCGGCACUCCUUGUGCUGAAGGAUUUACACACCAGGUGAAGCCGUGCAACACCCAACACUGCCCCACCGAGUCGAUUUGUACUUGGACGCAGUGGGCCGCAUGGAGUGAAUGCUCUUCACCAUGUGGGCAUGGCCAAAUGACCAGGAACCGAACGCUCUUCCAUCCCGAUUUCUCCUCCUUGGAGGCCAUCGGCGAGUUGCCAAGCUCCUUCCUUUCCUUCGCCAUCUCGACCCCGCAGUGCUUUUUCGUAGCAUUGAGUGUCGCCACGACGGUGUUCCACCUCUUCCGCAGAAGAAUGCCACGUUUUCGGCCUGAAGAGGCUGGCUACAUGCCUGUGAGCACGCAAGAAGACGGGCAUCCUACCAAUGAUCUUGAGAGUGCUCAGUGA
Molecule: messenger RNA, 1857 nt
Organism: Durusdinium trenchii
Lineage: Eukaryota; Dinophyceae; Suessiales; Symbiodiniaceae
Source: the annotation of a GenBank genome assembly